AUGGUAAUCCUGAAGAAGGGGCCGGCUGGACCAGGAGAGGUGAGAAUCUACGACGCCUCCAGGCCCAACGUGGCGAGACGCCUGGCUCCGCCCCUGGCCACGCCCAUGUCCCCACCCCUGGCGUCCUCAGGACGGUCCCGGGACCAUCGUCGCUCCAUCCCCCCGACGGAGGCCCCCAUCCCCCUGACGGAGGCCCUCAUCCCCCUGACGGAGGCCUCCAUCCCCCCGACGGAGGCCUUCUUCCCCCCGACGGAGGCCCCCAUCCCCCCGACGGAGGCCUUCUUCCCCCCGACGGAGGCCCCCAUCCCCCUGACGGAGGCCCCCAUCCCCCCCACGGAGGCCCCCAUCCCCCCGACGGAGGCCCCCAUCCCCCCGACGGAGGGCCCCAUCCCCCCGACGGAGGGCCCCAUCCCCCCGACGGAGGCCCCCAUCCCCCCGACGGAGGCCCCCAUCCCCCUGACGGAGGGCCCCAUCCCCCUGACGGAGGCCCCCAUCCCCCCGACGGAGGCCCCUAUCCCCCUGACGGAGGCCCCCAUCCCCCCGACGGAGGCCCCCAUCCCCCCGACGGAGGGCCCCAUCCCCCUGACGGAGGCCCCCAUCCCCCCGACGGAGGCCCCCAUCCCCCUGACGGAGGGCCCCAUCCCCCUGACGGAGGCCCCCAUCCCCCCGACGGAGGCCCCCAUCCCCCUGACGGAGGCCUCCAUCCACUGCAGGAAGCGGCGCCGAGUCUGGCGGCUCCUCGUGCUGAGAGGAAGCAGACGUCUGGCGUUCAGAGACGAUAGCCGCCGCCCGCCGCCGCCCACCGCCGCCGCCUGCCGCCGCCUGCCGCCGCCCACCGCCGCUCUGUGA
This is a messenger RNA of Salarias fasciatus (jewelled blenny), 849 nucleotides long. RefSeq names its product extensin-like. The transcript has 5 exons. The record is from RefSeq and is a predicted model, not a curated record. Lineage: Eukaryota; Metazoa; Chordata; Actinopteri; Blenniiformes; Blenniidae. The coding region runs from base 1 to 849 and encodes 282 amino acids.